AUGACAACAGACGUCCACGCCUGCAAGAGCCUGAGCCCAUGCGACGAGAGCGGCGUCGCCCUCAACGCGGCCGAACUCGCGCUCGCCUUCCGCCGCGCUGACGACGACGGACCUCUGCAGCUCACGGUGCAGUCGCUGCCCUACGUGAAGCGCCGCGAACAUGCGGACAAAACCGCUGCGCUGAGCGUGGACGCGAGCGGUCGCCGCCGCGUCUCCGUCGGCUGCAGCGCGACGUCUGAUCCCCUGCAAGCGCCUCUGGAGCCCGCGGACAAGUUCUUGAUGUCGCUCUCGUACUCGGUCCCGUGUCCCACGCGCGUGAGCAACACGCCGCGGGGCAGUCCCGCGGUCGACGUCAUUGCCACGUACAUGAACACGUGCGACCAGCGGACGGUGAAGCUGGAGCUCAUGCGCGCGCACGCGCGCUUUGCCUCGUCUCGAGGUGGUCCGUCUACUCGCACACGCACGUCGUCCAUGGUGAGCAAAGAAGGCAGCGCCGAGUGGGGCUGGUUCGCGGACAUCGACUCGAGCAGCGAGAGCAGGGGCAACGACGGGUCCGUCCACUCGCUCCGUCGGCGACUGAGUGCUGACCUGGGGCUCGUGGACGUCGGCAAUGUCCACGUCUUGGGGGACGAGCAGACGAACACGCGCAACACCGCCGCCCACAAGACUUUCACGAUCGUCACCGAAGGCAACGGCAAAGUCGUUUCCGCGACCGUGUCGAUCCCCAAGUUUCGCAUUGUGCAAUCGCGCUCAGGCUCGGAUCGCCACGCGCAGUAUUUAAUCACUCUCUUGCUGGGAAAGGAGCUGUACGCCGACUGGCGGCGGUACUCUGAGUUUGGGGAGUUGGUUAAGACGCUGGACGAGAAGCGCUACACAAGGACGCAAGACGUCUGGGCAGGUAUUGAAACGCGCUGGUUCAAUCGACUUGAGCCGUCCUAUCUGCAUCAAAAGUGCAUCACACUUGAGAACUUCAUGCGCGAGCUCAUGUACGAAUCAAAUGAGCCGACUUUGUUGAUCAACUUCCUUGGCGGGUACCUGGGAAAGGUGAAUGCAAGGCCGACGGACCCCGUGGCGUACCGUCCAGCUGCACAGCUACCGAAGGAGCUCCGUCCACCGCAGCCGAGACACGAGCGAGAGCUGUUUGAGAAGAUGUGGGCCGAAAACUUUCAACGGUCACGCGUAGACUACUCUACAAAUGAGCCUUCCGACCAGACCGCGAGCUAA
Molecule: messenger RNA, 1224 nt
Organism: Peronospora matthiolae
Lineage: Eukaryota; Oomycota; Peronosporomycetes; Peronosporales; Peronosporaceae
Source: the annotation of a GenBank genome assembly